Molecule: messenger RNA, 836 nt
Organism: Brassica oleracea var. oleracea
Lineage: Eukaryota; Viridiplantae; Streptophyta; Magnoliopsida; Brassicales; Brassicaceae
Product: transcription elongation factor TFIIS-like
Exons: 1
Coding region: 63-836 (257 amino acids)
Biological process (GO): DNA-templated transcription
Cellular component (GO): nucleus
Source: RefSeq, a predicted model, not a curated record
UCUACAUUCGUUGCUUACAAACCCUAUUUUCUCACUCGCGCGAGAAAGAGAGAGAGAGAAGGAUGGAGAAGCAUGAGUUCUUAGAACUGUUUGAAGCUGCGACUAAAGCUGCAAAAUCUGCUUCGAGAGGAGACGCUAAGAAAUCUCCUGCGGUCUCUAGGUGCGUCGAAGCCAUAAAGCGUUUGGGAGGAGCUCCGGAGUCGCUUGCUUACGAGAUGGUCAUCGAUCGCAAAUACCCUCAAAUUGGAAAGAGCCACGGCCUUUUCACGGAGCACAAAAACACUAGAAUCCAGUCCGAGGGAAAGAUUCUUUACUCUCUUUGGCUCAGAUAUCUCUACGCUACGGGGAGGAAACAUGGUUCACGACCUCGUGAUCGGACGGUUGUGAAGAAGGAGAAGAAGCUUGUGGAGGAGGAGAUGAUUUCGAGGACGACGGGGGAUUCAAACCGAGACAAAGUGCGUGAGAUUCUUCACAAGUCCUUGUCUAAAGUGGCUGUUGAGAUGAAGGAAGGAGUGGUUUCUUGCGAUUCUUGGACUGUGGCUGCGUCCGUUGAAUCUGCCAUGUUUGAGAAACUAGGUUCUUUCGAAGGGACUCAAAAAGCAAAGUACAGAUCCAUUCUUUUCAACAUGGGAGACAGCAGCAAUCCAGACCUGAGAAGGAAAGUGAUGUUCGGUGAGAUCAGUGGAGAGAGGCUGGUGACGAUGGAGAAAGAAGAGAUGGCUAGCCACAAGAUUCAGUUGCAAGUUCAAAACAUCAAAGAGAAAGCCAGAGCUAGGGAAGAGAAUCGAGUAAAGAGUAUGAUGAUUUUUCAGUCAGACAGUAUGAUCAUGACUUGA